This is a messenger RNA of Lepus europaeus (European hare), 735 nucleotides long. RefSeq names its product GLIPR1-like protein 1. NCBI's taxonomy places the organism in Eukaryota, Metazoa, Chordata, Mammalia, Lagomorpha, Leporidae. Bases 1 to 735 code for a protein of 244 amino acids. The transcript is spliced from 6 exons. The record is from RefSeq and is a predicted model, not a curated record. Gene Ontology annotation, cellular component: extracellular region.
AUGUCUCUGAGGAGGAAACUGAGUUGCCUGUGGACCUUAGGUCUGUAUCUGGUAACCACUGAAUCUCUCAAAGUCCCAUCUAUCUCAGACCCUCACUUUAUAGACGAGUGCACCAGAACCCACAACGAAUGGCGGGGCAGAGUGAGGCCCCCCGCAGCCGAUAUGAAAUACAUGAUUUGGGACGAUGGUUUAGCAAGGAUGGCUAAAGCAUGGGCAAACAAGUGCCAAUUUAAACAUAACACCUGUUUAAAAAAACCAUUUGAAUGCAAUGAAGAUUAUCAAUUUGUUGGAGAAAAUAUCUGGUUGGGUUCAUUAAAAAAAUUUUCACCAAGGGAUGCUAUUACUGCUUGGUAUAAUGAAUCAGAAUUUUAUGAUUUUGAUAGCAUAUCAUGUACUAAAGUUUGUGGCCAUUACAUACAGGUAGUUUGGGCCAGUUCACAUAAAGUUGGUUGUGCAGUUACAAUUUGCCCUAGCCUUGGGGAAGCUUCAGCUUCAAUAUUUGUCUGUAACUAUGCACCUGCAGGGAAUUUUCCAAAUCAACACCCCUACAAAAAAGGAGCAUCCUGUUCUCUGUGUUCAGAAAGAGAGAGAUGUGUAAAGAAGCUCUGCAGAAUUCCACAAAUUAUUAUGCCUGACAUUUUCAAUAAUCCAAAUGAAAAUGCAAAGGGGAAAGCACCUCAGGAGACAGCAUGCAAUCUACUGAGCAUUAGUGUGCUUCUCCAGAAAAUCUUUUAA